GGCGGCGGCGCACGGCCCAGAAGGCGGAGACGUUGGGGCGGCAGCGACCGCGGAGGUGGGCACGGGCACCCCAAACUGCAGGCUUUGCCAUGAACUUGCCCGGGACAGCAGCGGCAGCGGUGGACGCGGUAGCUGUGUCCUCGCUACGUCCCACCUGCUAACGGGACAGAUUUUAACAUUAUGGCAGGGAGGCAUCAGAAUCGUAGUUUUCCCCUUCCGGGAGUUCAGUCGAGUGGUCAAGUACAUGCAUUUGGAAAUUGUACAGACAGUGAUAUGUUGGAGGAGGAUGCUGAAGUGUAUGAGCUUCGAUCCAGAGGAAAAGAGAAAGUCCGAAGAAGUACAUCAAGAGAUAGACUUGAUGACAUUAUAGUAUUAACAAAAGAUAUACAGGAAGGAGAUACUUUAAAUGCAGUAGCACUUCAGUAUUGUUGUACGGUAGCAGAUAUCAAGAGAGCUAACAAUCUCAUCAGUGAUCAAGACUUUUUUGCCCUCAGGUCUAUCAAAAUUCCAGUGAAAAAGUUUAGUUCAUUGACUGAAACACUUCAUCCUCCAAAAGGAAGACAGGCAUCACGUCCUUCAUCUGUUCAGUAUGCUCCAGAACAACAGGAAAUUCUACCAGCUAAUGAUUCUCUUUCUUCCAGUGAGUCCGCUGGUAGCUUUUUAAAAGUAGUAGACCGAGACAUAGAACAAAUAGUAAAGUGUACAGACACCAAGAGAGAGAACCUCAAUGAGGUAGUGUCUGCCUUAACAACACAACAAAUACGUUUUGAAUCUGAUAGCAAGAACAUUCAACGUAAGGAUCCCUAUUAUGGAGCAGACUGGGGAAUAGGGUGGUGGACAGCUGUAUUGAUAAUGUUGAUAGUAGGUAUAAUAACACCUGUGUUUUAUUUGCUGUAUUAUGAAAUUUUAGCCAAAGUGGAUGUUAGUCACCAUUCAACAGCGGACUCUUCACAUUUGCAUCCAGGAAUCACACCCCCAUCACAGCAGAGAGAAAUGGAAAAUGAAAUUGCUGCAACUAAAGGAAUACACUUUGGCCAACAAGAUGAUCAUAAACUAUAUAGUCAAGAUUCUCAGUCACCUGCUGCUCCGCACAAAACAUAGCAGUUACCUCAUAAUCACAAAGUUAGUGAUCACUUGUGCAUCUGGGAUGUGGUGGAUAAUAUUCAGGAACCCACUUUGAAGGCAGAAUUUAGGAAGACUGAAGAUGCUUUUUUUUUUUUUUUAACCUUUAAAAAAUUUUUUGAGCCAUGUACAAGUGGAUUGUGUAUAAAACCUCUACAGUUGUUAGUUGAUGUUGAGAGCAGUCAAUCCAUUCAUCUAUUGUAUCCAUGCUUAAAGCAGAAAUGAAUUUAAAUGUAUGUUUAGGAAGUUCUUUACUUGGAAGGUAUAUCAUUUUUGUUACUCAAAACUAGUAAUGUUUAAGUUUGAUUUUUUAAGUUAUUUUUGGUUUAAGGUUAUUAAUGUUAAUUUUAUGAAGCAAAAUAAUGAUCUCAUCAGAUGUCUGCAACUGAAGAAAAUUUACUACUGAAAACCACCAAAAUACUUAGUUGCAAAAAAGUUUGGUUCUAGAAUUAUGAUAGCAUAUGCUCAAUAUUCCAUUUUGAAACUUUUUAAAAACAUGUUUAGCAUGUGUGCUGUGAAAGCAUAAGUUGAAACAGAAAUGGGAACAUAAUGCAUAAUUUGCGUAAUAGAGGCUAAGAAAUAGUUUAAAUAUUUAAGCCCCCAAAGUAAUGUGUAUGGUUGGGAAGGUGCCAUUUGGCCACUAGAACACUGGAAUAGGUCAAGACCUAAAAGGAAUUUUUGUCUCUUAAAGAGUGCUUUCUUUAAAACAGACCCUUUAACCUCACCUCUGCUUCUGUUUUUACAAUGAUUAUAUUUGCCUCUGAUAUUUGAAAGCACUUUUGUGAUUCUUUGUUGAAAAAGUGUUAUACAUGUACAGAAUAGCAUUAUUUAGCAAAUAAUUCCUUACAUACUGUGAUAAAUCGUUGCUGUGUUACAUAUAGUAACAUGCCUUAAUUACAUUUAAUGCCUUAUAAUACUUUAUGUAAGUUAGUAUAAGUUUUAGAGUUAAACAUUAUUUCAGAUGGUCCAAUUUGAUUGAUUAUAUAGGCUAAAUUGGUCUCCACCGUCACUAUCAAACACAAGUUAAUGGACUCAAAACUUUGCUUCUGAGGUCUGUUGCAGAAAAUGCUUCAUUAAAUAAAAACAAUGUUAGAGGCCUUUUGCAUUAGAAAUUGCUUUAUUUAUUGAUCCCUUAAUCUCUGUUUUUCAAAGAGAAAACAUCCAACUUAGACAUUUCCCCCCCCCGAACUAUAGCAUCAAAUUGGAGGUCAAAGUUGUAUGGAUUGGUUGAAAGGGCUUGAUAGUGCUACUUUUAAGAUCUGCCAUGGAUUUAGCCACUGUCUGGCUAAAUAAACAUUUGCAUACUGAUUCCAUCGUUUAAUUUUUUGAAGUAUGUGUUUUUAAAAUGUAACCAAAAUGAUUCAAUAGAAAUGAGAUUUGCUGGAGUCUGGAUUGCCUGUUUCAUGUAUAAUAAAGUAUAUUUCUUAAGAUAUAUAAUACCACCUCAUU
This is a messenger RNA of Cynocephalus volans (Philippine flying lemur), 2571 nucleotides long. RefSeq names its product LysM domain containing 3 (gene LYSMD3). Lineage: Eukaryota; Metazoa; Chordata; Mammalia; Dermoptera; Cynocephalidae. Gene Ontology annotation, cellular component: Golgi apparatus. The record is from RefSeq and is a predicted model, not a curated record. Gene Ontology annotation, biological process: Golgi organization. The coding region runs from base 181 to 1101 and encodes 306 amino acids. The transcript is spliced from 3 exons.